Molecule: messenger RNA, 5928 nt
Organism: Gasterosteus aculeatus aculeatus (three-spined stickleback)
Lineage: Eukaryota; Metazoa; Chordata; Actinopteri; Perciformes; Gasterosteidae
Source: RefSeq, a predicted model, not a curated record
CCAGCGGCGGAAGAAAAUGUGAGCUCGCCGACGGCCCUACGUGACAGCGCACGGGACGUGCUUUUGUGUGUGUGUUUCCUCUCCAGGUUUUGACGAAUGUGAUGGAAAGCGAACAACAAACUACAGAGAGAGACACGCCGCCGCAGCACUGGAGAAGUUGCAAGUUGAUUAUUGACCCCGCGUUGACAAAAGGCCUGUACAAAGUGUACCGUUACGAUGGACAGCACUUCAACAUACCCGUGGAGGACUUAGGUCUGUUUCCUGUGGAGACGGUCAGAGAUCCGCGCGUCAGUCGCCUGUGGAGCAAAUGCAGCGAGACGCAGCUUUCCAUUGCUAAAUUCAAGUUAGAUGAAUGGUAUGUUGGUCCUGUUCCUCCCAAAGAAGUGACGUUUUCCGGGUUGAAUGACAAUGUGAGGGAGACCUUCUUGACUAACAUGUGCAAUAAACAUGGGAACGUUGAGGACGUGGAGAUUUUUUACAAUCCCAAGAACAAGAAGCAUUUAGGCAUCGCAAAGGUCGUCUUUGACACCGUGCGAGCUGCAAAGGACGCAGUUCAGCACCUGCAUCAGACGUCCGUGAUGGGAAAUGUCAUUCACGUGGAAAUUGAUCCUAAGGGAGAAAACCGAGCGCGGUAUCUCCAGCUCCUCUUACGCGGCCUUUACACUCCGUGGACGCUGCCAGUGGGCGGCAGCGAGCGAGCCAUUCACAGCUUAAUCGACAGUUUGCUGGGCAGCGCAGCCACACAGCGACGUGGGAGCAUCUCCAGCCCCUACAGCGUCGCCACCCCCCUCUCUCUGGACACAGCCUAUUCCAGUAUUUGGCAGGAUACGCCUUGCAGCUCUGGGCUCACGCCACGUUCUCAGGGAACCCCCCGUACGCCUUGCUUGUCUGUGACUCCGCUCUCUCAGGACUCUUGCUACUCCAGUCUUCAGGCAACUCCAGUUCUCCAGGGGGAGUCGUCAAGCUAUAGUGUUCACAAACCUUUAAGACGCGAGCCCUGCCAUCGUAAAUCUGCUCGGUGGCCCAGGGGAUCUGGCGAAGUCUCAGAUUUCAACUUUAUUUUGAAACAUUGUCAGCCGCAAGCCCCGCCCACUUUCUCGGCCCAAACACAAACCGGCGGCCAGCAGCUCGCUCUGUGGGAUCACAAUGCACAGUCCUCAUCUCACAAUAACAGAGGAGCUCCCUUUAACCUCGCCUCCCCCUGUCAGGAGUCCAGAGACGCGGUCGGCACUACACCUCGGGCUUUACAUCAAAACGGCAAUUCUCUUCGCAUCGUGAGCGUUAAUUUCACGGUUGACCGGCAGACGGCAGCGUCCUCCCCACCUGAUGCCCAUGCGUGCGUAACCCACUUAUCUCCAUCUGCUGGUAACUGUUCCCCGAGUAGCCCCCAGCCAGGGGUGGAGAGUUUGGACUCUCGAAUUGAGAGUUUGCUGAUCAACAGCCGGAUGUCUGACCCUUCAUACUUUGAUAGAAAGACUCAUGACACUGAUGUGCACUCUCAGGACAGCCCGACCUCACCUUGCUCCGCCGACACCCCCCCUUUCCCGGAGGACGCUCUGGUUGGCACUCUGACUUCUUGUGGCUCCUCCAAUAAUCUGCUGGAUGUCAGUUCAACAUCGCUCAUUGAAAAUGAAGAGGACGAAACCACUCAAGCGGUUCUGUUUUUAACAAGAAACUCAGAGUCUCCAUCUGAACUCAUGCAUUUUGAAAGGAACAACGAAAAAGAGGAAGAAAGGUUCAGGUCAUUCUCAUGUCCACAGGACCAUCAUGCAGCAAAUGAGAGCAAGAGGCCCUCAAACAACCAACCUUCCAGCGCUUUGACGACUACAAAACAGAUUUCCUCUCUUCCUCGGCCACCGUUGUUUUCUCUCAACAGCACCACUCAACUCGAUACCUCCAGACCUCCACCUUCCAUUAACUCUGGGUGCUUCCAUCCCCCAGUCAGCCUUUUCCCUUUCCCCAUCCCUCCCUUUCCCCGAACUAUUCCACCCGUCCCACCUCGGCUGCCAAAUGGCACCAUCCCCAUCCCGCCCCCUAUUUGGAUCCCACCUCCGGGUCAUCGUAUUGGCAUCCCCAUUCCUCCUCCACCUUUUCCGGCUCCUUCUUCUAUUCCUGCCCCACAAACCUAUCUAGGACCCCCUCCACCUUUGAUGCCGCUGACCUCAGUUCCACCCCCCGUGCACACAUACCCCUUGGCCAGGAAUCCUCCAAUGCACGGCAGUGCGCCCUUACCACUACCUGUACCCCCUUGGCCGGCUCCAUGUUUUCCCAGGUUUAACCCAUUUGUGCCACCACCAGAUUACGCACCUGUGCGUGAAAACCCUCAUAAAGUCACAAUAGAUAAAGUUUUAGAAGUCAUCAUGGAUGAACUGAAGUCAAUCGUGAAGAAGGACAUGACGCGCAGAAUGAUUGAAGGCAUCGCUUUCAAGGCGUUUGAGGACUGGUGGGAGUGCCAAGAGAAAAGAAUGAAGACACAAGUGGCUCCUUUGAAAAGUGGAGCAGCAAGUGUUGAAGGGAGGAACAAACUAAUAAAUCCCCCCAGUCACAUCGUUGGCCGGGCCAAGAAACCUCCACUGCCCUCCUUCAAGGUAAAAAGGAAAAGAGCCAAUGAUGCUGCUGCAACAGAAGAGACAGAACAUAGUUUGUGCUCUUCUCAGGAAAGCUCAGAAGUCAAACAGGGGGAUGACAAAUUGACAGCUGCAUCCGAGAGAGCCAAACGCAGACACGCAAGACCACACAAGCUCGACAGUGACAAUGAUGAUGAAAGGAAAGACGAAGAUAAGGAUCCUCGAGACGAAGAAACAGCAUCAGACAAAAGGGAGCCUGUUGUGCUAGUUGAUGAUGAGCCUCAAAAUCUGAGUGAUGGAGAUUAUGACGAUGGCGAUGAUGGCGGUAAUCGCCCUCAGGAAGAAAAGGAGCUGGCACGAAACCACACAGAAGAUAAAGAUGCUGUCAUCUCCCAAACUGGUGAUGGAGUGCAGUGCUUAGAGAGCGAUGCUUUUUCAGAGAGCAGCUCCUCGGAGGACAGCGAGCACUCGUCAGAACUCGACUCCUCCGACUCGUUCUCAGAGAGCUUCGAGGACUCUUCCUACUCCGACCUCAGUCCGGAAGAUGAAGAGGAGGAGGCCGACCGGUCGGGUGUGUGUAUUGUCAUAUCGUCAGACGAGGAGCCGAUGGAACUUGAGCCCCCAGUCACUCCCUCGGCCCCGUUCACCCCUGGUGCUCAGCUGGAGCUGGACCUCCAGGACUGGUCGGAUCCAGAUCAUAUUGAGGAGAACCCCGACAGAUCCUAUCAACAAGACACCUUUGACUUGGAUGUUAUGAUGGAUCUCCAAACCAGCGGACCUCCGAGCCUUCUACGGCCCCCGUCCCCUAUCGCAUGUCCAGUGGGGCUACUCCUCGAUGUGGAGAUGGAAAGCCCCGACUGGACAGAAGAGUUCUUUGGGAACAUAGAAAACGUGAGGACACUUACUCCUACUGGCUGCUUUCUGGACAGUGACCCUGACCUUCUGAUGAGAAGCAAACCCACCUCCCCAGCGGAGGAGGAGGUGGAACGACCUCAGACACCCGGCAAGGGGAUAGUGACUGAACCGGGAAGCGAGGACUCUGCCGAUGAAGCCUUCUCCCUCUCUCCAACAGGCACCGAGCUCAACCUAGCUCCCUGUGACGUCCCUGCCUCGUACCCGUCGUACCAGGAUACGCCCAAAACUCCAGGCAGAGAGGACGCACCCGGCCGCCCACGGCACGCCUCAGGGAGAGCUCCAGCGACGCCGGGCAGAGGGACAGUCGCGUCAUCGGGUAGCACAGCGAUGCGGCCGACUCGCUGCAGUCUGCCUCCCGAGCCGUACCUGCCCAGCAAUCCGUACGUCACAGCGCCGAGGACUCCUGGCAGAGACAUCGUCUUACCCCGCAGAGCCGUGGUCCACAGGAGGAAAACACAAAGGGUGACGACGAUGCAGCGCCCGCCAUGUGACCCUGCCGGAUUCUCUCCCAUCCCAGUGUCCUGUCCAUGCGGCCUGCCAGAGUCUUCGGCAGACUCCGCUGAUGAAAAGGACACGUGGAUCAAUCCAGGUGUGAAAAAGAAGCCCCUGCAGGGACUGGAGAACGUGCCCAGGUGCCUGGACGAGGAGAACAGUCGAGAGAGAGAGAGGUGGUCGUCAAGGAGAAAACGAUGGAGGAGGCUCAAGAGAAGGUGGAGAAUCCAUCAUCGGCAGAGAUCACUGAACAGAACCGAUGGGUCUCUCGCCUUUCGCAGUCGCCUUCACAGGUGGCGUUCACGGUGUGAGGAGAGGAGGAUACUCCACAGUGUUUGGAGGGAGGGCCUGGAUGAAGAAGAUGAAAGGCUGCUGCGGUCUGCAUAUGAAAGGCUGCAAGCGCGGGAUAAUGGCUUCGGGUGGAUCAGUGACACCCUGUGGGUAGCUCACCCUCUGACAAAAGUCGUCACAGAAAUGAGCGAGGAGCAUGAAUCCUGGAAGCCAAAACACACGACCGGUUCUGCUCGCAGCGAAGGAUUCUACAAAAUUAGCAGGAAAGAUAAAAUGAAAUACCUCCACGUGGAGCUUCCACCUACAAGUACUCAGGGGAUGUGCAUCCCAGCUCGGCAGCCCAUCUCGCUGCGUGCAGGGUCCGACUUCAGGUCUGAACAGCGUCGCCUGCUGUCCACUUUCAGCUGUGAUAGUGACCUGGUCAAGUUCAACCAGCUGAAGUUCCGAAAGAAGAGGAUUCGUUUCAGCCGGAGUCAUAUUCACGAGUGGGGCCUGUUUGCAAUGGAGCUAGCAGCAGAUGAGAUGGUGAUUGAGUAUGUGGGCCAAAUCAUCAGACAGGGCAUCGCUGACAUGAGGGAGCAGAGGUACGAGGAGGAGGGCAUUGGAAGCAGCUAUUUGUUCCGGGUCGAUCAGGAAACCAUCAUUGACGCUACUAAAUUUGGGAACCUAGCCAGGUUUAUCAACCACAGCUGCAAUCCCAACUGUUAUGCAAAGAUCAUCACCGUGGAUUCUGAGAAGAAGAUAGUGAUAUACUCACGACAGCCGAUAAGCAUCAAUGAAGAAAUCACAUAUGACUACAAGUUUCCCAUUGAGGAAACAAAGAUUCCUUGUUUGUGUGAAGCGGAUAGCUGUCGUGGAUCCUUGAACUGAUCUCCACGGCUCUGAUUAUGAGGCUAUUCAAAGUUCCCUUUGGUGCAAUACAAUGUAAGCACUGGCCCAGCAGAUGUGUCAACACUAUUCAAAGACUGUUGAAAACGGUCUACAGAGGCGCUUGAGGAGCUCAAAAAAACACUGCACAUGAGUGGAGGUGCUGCUCAGGGAGUAAUGAUUUAAUAAACUGUACUAAACAGCAUGUAAGACUGCAAUGUAUUAUCAAUGGAGGUCUAGCAUGAAGUAAUGAAGUUGUAGUUUGCCUCCUCUAAAUACUGGUAAUCACUGUGAAAAACAAAAACUCAAUUAUCUGGUAAAACAAUAUCACAAAUUACAGUUGGUUGUGAAUGAAUGAACACAGAUUCACACAUUGUAAUUGCUCUCUCUCCCCACAUGGAGUGAAAGACUCGGCUCUCUGAUUCUCAUACAAAGGCCUUUUUUGCAAUGAGAGGUCUGUUCUGCUCCAACUGUCUGAACAAACUGUAUAGUUACAUGUUUUCAUUUUUGGGAGCUUAAAUUGUCUUUUGCUUGAGUCAAGCUUGUAUCACCAAUAUAAGUUUUCUUGCUAACAUUUUAUUUUAAAAAGUGUUGCAUUGUAAUUAAGUUGUGAUUAACUCUUCCUUUUAUCUUGAUACAAACAACUCAUUCAGUUAUCAGUAAUAAUCAUUGGGGAGAUUAAAACAAAGUACCCUUUGACAGAUAAAAUAUGUUACUUUGUAAUAAAACAUGCAAGUUACAGAUUGAUGUGGCACAUUAUUACUAUUAAACUAUUAAAAAGAUAAACGGACAUGAA